UAUGCAAACAGGAUAUGAAACGCUGCGUUUGGCCUGUCUAGAGCUGACAAAACGACGCCGCUUAAUUAAACAACAUAGGCUCAUAGCAAUCCAUCGAUUAGCUCGAGUGUUCCCUUUCUCAUUCCCUUUUCCUUUUUCUUCCCCAUUUGUGUUGAGCCUCUGUGUUUUCUCAACUCAGAUGGCAACUGCGGUGAUCUCCGAGUCUAAAAGGGCGCCGCGGCCUGGUCGGGGCGGAUAUCAAGCACACGGAAUGACUGAGGAGGAAGCCCGGGUACGGGCCAUAGCAGAAAUCGUCAACACUAUGGUGGAGCUUUCGCGAAAGAACCAAACGGUGGACCUCAACGCUAUCAAAUCCGCCGCCUGCCGCAAGUACGGCCUCGCGCGAGCCCCGAAGCUCGUGGAGAUGAUCGCGGCUCUUCCCGAGUCUGACAGGGACUCGCUACUUCCCAAGCUCCGCGCCAAACCAGUUCGCACCGCUUCCGGAAUCGCGGUAGUGGCUGUCAUGUCGAAACCUCAUCGGUGCCCACAUAUAGCGACAACGGGAAAUAUUUGCGUUUACUGUCCUGGUGGGCCGGACUCUGAUUUUGAGUAUAGCACACAGUCCUACACUGGUUAUGAACCUACUAGCAUGCGCGCAAUUCGAGCCAGAUAUAACCCAUAUGUUCAGGCUAGAAGCAGGAUUGAUCAACUUAAGCGAUUGGGCCAUAGUGUAGAUAAGGUCGAGUUCAUAUUGAUGGGCGGUACUUUCAUGUCAUUGCCAGCAGACUACCGUGAUUACUUUAUAAGGAAUCUUCAUGAUGCUUUGUCAGGACACACUUCUGCCAAUGUUGAAGAAGCUGUUGCCUACUCUGAACAUGGUGCAACGAAGUGUAUUGGCAUGACAAUUGAAACGAGACCAGAUUACUGCCUUGGCCCUCAUUUGCGUCAAAUGCUUUCUUAUGGUUGUACACGAUUGGAGAUUGGAGUUCAAAGCACAUAUGAGGAUGUUGCUCGUGAUACUAAUAGAGGACAUACAGUAGCUGCUGUAGCUGAUUGUUUUUGCUUGGCAAAGGAUGCUGGUUUCAAGGUUGUUGCUCAUAUGAUGCCUGAUCUUCCAAAUGUUGGGGUUGAGAGGGAUUUGGAAAGUUUUCGAGAGUUCUUCGAGAGUCCUUCAUUUAGAGCAGAUGGGCUAAAAAUUUAUCCCACACUUGUAAUUCGUGGAACUGGGCUUUAUGAGCUCUGGAAAACUGGCAGGUAUAGAAAUUACCCUCCUGAGCAACUGGUAGAUAUUGUUGCAAGGAUCCUAGCCAUGGUACCUCCUUGGACACGGGUUUAUAGAGUUCAACGAGAUAUUCCUAUGCCUUUGGUUACAUCUGGGGUUGAGAAAGGAAAUCUUAGGGAGCUAGCUUUAGCUCGAAUGGAUGACUUGGGUUUGAAAUGCCGUGAUGUCCGUACAAGAGAGGCUGGAAUCCAGGACAUUCAUCACAAAAUUAAACCAGAAGAAGUUGAGCUUGUUCGCCGUGAUUAUACAGCAAAUGAAGGUUGGGAAACAUUUCUCUCAUACGAGGACACGAGACAGGAUAUUCUUGUGGGUUUGUUGCGCUUGCGAAAAUGUGGUCGCAAUGUCACCUGCCCAGAACUUGUGGGAAAAUGCUCUAUUGUUCGUGAGCUCCAUGUUUAUGGAACCGCUGUUCCUGUUCAUGGGCGUGAUGCCGACAAGUUGCAGCACCAGGGUUAUGGCACGCUAUUAAUGGAAGAGGCAGAGCGGAUUGCUCAAAGGGAGCAUAGAUCAACAAAAAUAGCGGUCAUUUCAGGCGUGGGGACCCGUCAUUAUUAUAGGAAACUGGGCUAUGAGCUUGAAGGCCCUUACAUGGUUAAAUGUCUUCCUUGAUAUAAGCAAAGCUAGAUUUGUGGUUGUAACAAAAUUUUGUAAUUUAUGCCAGUUGAAAGUUUUUAAUUAA
Molecule: messenger RNA, 1940 nt
Organism: Manihot esculenta (cassava)
Lineage: Eukaryota; Viridiplantae; Streptophyta; Magnoliopsida; Malpighiales; Euphorbiaceae
Product: elongator complex protein 3
Exons: 9
Coding region: 2-1870 (622 amino acids)
Biological process (GO): tRNA wobble base 5-methoxycarbonylmethyl-2-thiouridinylation
Cellular component (GO): nucleus; elongator holoenzyme complex; cytoplasm
Molecular function (GO): iron-sulfur cluster binding; acyltransferase activity, transferring groups other than amino-acyl groups
Source: RefSeq, a predicted model, not a curated record